This is a messenger RNA of Drosophila busckii, 1645 nucleotides long. RefSeq names its product DNA primase large subunit (gene Prim2). The transcript has a single exon. Gene Ontology annotation, biological process: DNA replication, synthesis of primer. The record is from RefSeq and is a predicted model, not a curated record. Lineage: Eukaryota; Metazoa; Arthropoda; Insecta; Diptera; Drosophilidae. The annotation marks the transcript as partial. Gene Ontology annotation, cellular component: alpha DNA polymerase:primase complex.
AAUUGUAAUUACUGAAAUGGAUUUUAAAUUAAAAAAACGAGCACGACAGGAUGUAAAAGUGGAAGUGAUUAGCUUGGAGGAGAAGUACCCACAAAAUGUAAUGCUUUACCACUAUCCGCCAACAGAGGACAUUCAUAUCGAUGAGUUUGAGGAACUCGCUUUAGAGCGCCUGAAACUUUUGCGCAUCUUUGAAAUGGCCAACUCAAAGAGUCUGCGCGUGCUCUCAGACGACUGGAAGGAAUAUGUAAAUGCUGAACUAACGCGAGAAGGCUUGCGUGGAUAUUUGCGCAUGUGCACCCACAGCAGUAGCAACAACACCAAACUGGAGACAGAUUUGCAAAUGCGGCGUCGCGACUACUUGUCGCAUUUUAUUCUGCGCUUGGCCUACUGCAGAUCAGAUGAGUUGAUGCGCUGGCUUUUGACACGCGAAAUGGAAUUGUUCAAAUACAAGUUCUCUGCGCUAAGUGUGGCAGAAAUAAAGCAGUUUCUGGAGAAGAACAGCUUCCACAUACACCCGCUAACAGAGGCCCAGAAGGACGAGGUUAAAGAUGGGCUAUAUGAAAGCACGGCAGGACACAGUGUAGCUAAAAUUGAACUGCUCGAGUUCUACAAAGUGCCUUUUACAGAAGUCUUGGAUUUGGUGCGGGGACGCCGCUGUUAUCUAAAGGGCGGCUUUGCCUAUGUAAGCACCCACGAUUUGGUUUCAAUUGUCGGCACACGUCAUGCAGAUGAAAUAGAACGUGGUCUACAGGCAACUAAGACCUUUAUUAGCGAGGUCGAGGCUGACGAGCGCAUAUCACGCAUGCUGAAGUCCUUGCACAGCUCGUAUACUGGCAAGGACUACACAGUAUCUAGAGAUGCAUCAGUGCCUAUAGAGUCCUUGGAUCAACUAAGCAAGACCUCCAUGCCUCUUUGCAUGCGCAUGUGCCAUGAGCACAUACGGCACGAGCAUCAUAUUAAGCACGGCGGUCGCAUGCAGUACGGUCUCUUCCUGAAGGGCAUUGGUGUGACGCUGGAGGACUCACUGCGUUUCUGGCGUGCAGAGUUCACCAAGAAAAUCGAUGUGGAUAAAUAUACGCGCGCGUAUGAGUACAACAUAAUGCACAACUAUGGCAAGAAGGGCUCUAUGGUCAACUACUCGCCCUAUUCCUGCAUGAAAAUCAUUAAGGAUAUGGCUGGACCAGGCGAUUGUCAUGGCUGUCCCUAUAGAUCAUUCGAUGCACCCACGCUAAAGACAAAACUAGCUGGCUACGGCCUCUCGCAGGGUGCCAUCGAUGAAGUGUUGUUCUUUGUGACGCGCGGACACUUUCAGCUGGCCUGCAGUAAGUACUUUACGAUUACACACAACACCACAGCGGAGCCAACAAUUACACAUCCAAAUGGCUACUUUGAGGAGAGUCAAAUUGUAAUGGGCAGUCGACAAAAACACACGCCUGGUCCUGCCAAGCAGCAGAACAAGAACAACAGGUCGGCCAUUGUCGGAGGAGCCAACAGAUCUAUGAUCAAUGGUAAUGACGAUGAUGAACUAUGGCGCAUUGCUGAGACACAGGAGCGUGUGUAUCAAAGUCAAAAAGGUAUUGAAGAUGCCUUUGAUGAUGAUCUAGAUCUAACAGAAAUUGCGAGAGUUAAUGUUAAGUUAACAGUA